Molecule: messenger RNA, 684 nt
Organism: Cucurbita moschata (crookneck pumpkin)
Lineage: Eukaryota; Viridiplantae; Streptophyta; Magnoliopsida; Cucurbitales; Cucurbitaceae
Exons: 1
Coding region: 1-684 (227 amino acids)
Source: RefSeq, a predicted model, not a curated record
AUGUGGACUUCCAUAACCACUUGGUUUACUCCCUCCUCCCUUUUCAUCCUCGUCAACGCCGUCAUCGCCACCAUCGCCAUCACCUCCCGUUUCACCGCCGACAAAUCCCACCAUCUCCACGGCGGCCCUGUCCUCCUCCGCCCCCCUUCUUUCCUAGAAAGAGUCCGGUCCUUCAACUUCUCCCCCUACAACAACGACCACAAUCCGGACCCGGUUCCGGGUCCGGGUCCGUCGAUGUUGGAGCGGCUCAAAUCCAUAACCCUCAACAGAUCCGACUCAGUUCGUGAACCGGAAAUUGAACCGCCAGCGGCAGAACAGAGUCCAGAGAAGACCCAUCAAGACCAUUCCAUCAGUCGGAGCAAAUCCGAAACCCAAACCCAAACUCCAGCGACAAGCUUACGGCGGCGGUUGCAGAAAUCGCUGAGCGAGAAACUACCGUGGGCGUCGUUCACAACGGCACAGAGCGAAACAGGGGAAUUAGUCAGCGAAAUCGAACGGCGGCGUCCGGCGACGGCGAGAGCGGAGAUUGGAGAACCAGAAACGCAGGAAGGCGGCGGCGACGACGACGACAAGGAGGUGGAUGUUAGAGCUGACGAUUUCAUCAACAAAUUCAAACAGCAGCUGAAGUUGCAGAGGCUGGAAUCUCUGCUGCGUUACAGAGACAUGGUGAAGGGCGAAAAAUAA